ACUAUUAACUACCAUAUUACCAUCUUCCAUCACUCACCUUUAUCUACAGUCACUAUUAACUACCAUAUCACCAUCUUCCAUCACUCACCUUUAUCUACAGUCACUAUUAACUACCAUAUUACCAUCUUCAAUCACUCACCUUAUCUACAAUCACUAUUAACUACCAUAUCACCAUCUUCCAUCACUCACCUUAUCUACAUCACUAUUAACUACCAUAUCACCAUCUUCCAUCACUCACCUUUAUCUACAGUCACUAUUAACUUCCAUAUUACCAUCUUCCAUCACUCACCUUUAUCUACAGUCACUAUUAACUACCAUAUUACCAUCUUCCAUCACUCACCUUUAUCUACAGUCACUAUUAACUACCAUAUCACCAUCUUCCAACACUCACCUUUAUCUACAGUCACUAUUAACUACCAUAUCACCAUCUUCCAACACUCACCUUUAUCUACAGUCACUAUUAACUACCAUAUUACCAUCUUCCAUCACUCACCUUUAUCUACAGUCACUAUUAACUACCAUAUCACCAUCUUCCAACACUCACCUUUAUCUACAGUCACUAUUAACUACCAUAUUACCAUCUUCCAUCACUCAACUUAUCUACAGUCACUAUUAACUACCAUAUCAUAUAUUAUGAAAAAAAAGCACAAUGCUCUGCACGUUUCAGCACUUACGUUUGACUUUGUAAUGAGAUUGAGGUGUAGUUUUGAAACAUUUUGUUUGAAGAGGAAAUAA
Molecule: messenger RNA, 735 nt
Organism: Lottia gigantea (owl limpet)
Lineage: Eukaryota; Metazoa; Mollusca; Gastropoda; Lottiidae
Exons: 2
Source: RefSeq, a predicted model, not a curated record